AUGGCUUCAAUUAACGACAAGUCACCCUUCCCAAAGGAGUCAAAUGCCAUGGAUCUCGCCAACGACCAAAAGACUCAAGACGAUGGUCUCUGUCGGCUCGAAAGUAAUACCUUUGGAGAGUCACAUCUUGUCAGUCAAGGUGGGACCAAACGAAACGUCAAAUCACGACAUGCCCAAAUGAUUGCUAUUGGUGGCAGCAUCGGGACUGGACUCUUCGUGGGUUCUGGUCAGGUCCUCGCAGUUGGAGGCCCUGCAUUUCUGUUCAUCUCUUAUGCCUUGACGUCCAUCCUCGUAUACGGUAUUGUCACAGCGGUCAUGGAAGUAGGGACAUAUCUUCCCGUCUCGGGUAGUUCCAUGUCCUACUAUUGUGCCAGAUACACCUCGCGAUCUCUCGGAUUUGCCCUUGGCUGGCUUUACUUUUACUCUUUCGGCAUCAUACUCGCGUACGAAAUUGUAGUCGGAUCAAUCAUCAUCAACUACUGGCCUAACAACAUCCAUGUCUCGUUGUGGUUAACAAUUCUCAUCAUCGUCAUAGUGGCUCUCAACUUCUCUCCCGUGGGCGUAUACGCAGAGACAGAGUUUUGGUUUGCAAGUCUAAAGAUCAUCUUAUUUAUCGGCUUGCUUAUAAUGUCUCUUGUCCUCAUCCUUGGAGGUGGCCCCAAUGGGCAACGUCUGGGUUUUUACUUUUGGGUAGACCCAGGCGCAACAAAGGAAUACCUUGUGGCCGGCCCUGGAGGCAGAUUUACUGCACUGCUGUACUGUUGGGUGUUUUCUGGGUUUUCGUUCUACUUCAGCCCAGAACUGAUUAUUAUUACCGGCGGCGAAAUGAGAAACCCUCGCAAAAACCUUCCGAUUGCAAGCCGACGUUUCUUCUACCGCCUCAUCAUCUUCUACCUUUUGGGUUCGUUGGCUAUCGGAGCGAUCUGCAGUUCGAAUGCAGAGGCACUUACAUCUGGCGCCGGCAACGCAGAUGCAUCGCCUUGGGUUGUUGCCAUCAAAAAUGCCGGUAUCAGUGGACUGCCCUCUGUCGUCAAUGCCGGAAUCCUGACAAGCGCCUGGUCAGCCGGUAACUCGUAUCUGUACAUGUCGAGCCGGUCACUGUAUUCCCUCGCAGUUGCGGGUAAUGCUCCUCGAAUAUUUGCUCGCUGCAACAGCUACGGCCUGCCCACCUAUGCCGUACUUGCCUCGAGUUGCUUCACUGUUUUAGCAUACUUGAGCGUGUCAUCGGACGCCGGCGUCGUUUUCAACUGGUUCGUCAGUCUAACCAAUACUGCUGGCUAUACCUCCUGGAUACUUUGCGCAUUCAUAUUCCUGCGCUUUCGCAAAGCGUGUGAUGUCCAAGAUAUCAAACCCCCUUAUCGAUCUUGGUGCCAACCAUAUGGAGCGUGGAUAUCGAUGGUUUGCUUUGCUUUCCUUCUCUUUGCUAACGGAUUUACCGUGUUUUAUCCGGGACGAUUCUCUGUGUCCAGCUUCCUCACAGCGUACAUUGGAAUUCCAUUUUUCUUGGUAAUCUUCUUGGGCCACAAGGUCAUCGCGGGACGAAACGACCCAUGGGUCCACGCACCUGAGGAUGUAGACUUGACUUCUGACCUGAGGGAGGUUGAGGCUGAAGCUGAGUGGUGGACUAACACGGAAGAAGCCAGCAAAGUAGGCCAUCAAAGCAAGAAUUGGUGGCGCAAGCUCUCACUCAUUUGGGAGUGA
Molecule: messenger RNA, 1701 nt
Organism: Colletotrichum truncatum
Lineage: Eukaryota; Fungi; Ascomycota; Sordariomycetes; Glomerellales; Glomerellaceae
Product: proline-specific permease
Biological process (GO): amino acid transmembrane transport
Cellular component (GO): membrane
Molecular function (GO): amino acid transmembrane transporter activity
Source: RefSeq, a predicted model, not a curated record